Molecule: messenger RNA, 1663 nt
Organism: Aureococcus anophagefferens
Lineage: Eukaryota; Pelagophyceae; Pelagomonadales; Pelagomonadaceae
Exons: 7
Coding region: 44-997 (317 amino acids)
Cellular component (GO): cytoplasm
Source: RefSeq, a predicted model, not a curated record
AGUCAGAGUCAGAAGAGGGCAAUGAUGAAGCUACCGCGGUAGCAUGAACGUGAUGGAUGAAGCGCUUCACGACGACGACGAGCCCGCGCCUUUGUUGGUGCCGUACGCCGGCGGCGCUUCGCCAGUUGUCGCGGGCCCUGGCGGGCGCGCGAAGGUGCCGGUGACGAUCCUGUGCGGCUUCCUCGGCGCCGGGAAAUCGACCCUGCUCCGGCGGCUGCUCGCUGGCGACCACGGCCUGCGUAUCGCGGUCGUCGAGAAUGAGUUCGCUGACACGCGAGGUCUCGAGAGUGUGCUCGUUUCCGAGGGCGCGUGCGCUCUCAGCCCCGACGGGGCCAUCGUCGAGCUACGGAAUGGCUGCGUCUGCUGCUCUGUCAAGGACGAGCUCGCGACGGCACUGGAGGACCUCGUAGCCCGCGCGGCGCGGCCCCUCGACGCGAUCGUAGUCGAGCUCAGCGGCGUCGCCGACCCCGGGCCCGUCGCAGCCGCAUUCUGGCUCGACGAAGCCCUCGAGUCGUCCGUCGAGCUCGACUCGAUCCUUUGCGUCGUCGAUUGCGUCCGCGGCCGCGAGCUACUUGCGUCACGGGGCGCCGGCGGCUUCGAGGCGCGGCGCCAGGUCGCGCAUGCAGAUCGUAUAGUGCUCAACAAGUGCGACGCGGCCCCAGCGCUUGCCGUAGACGUAGCCGCGGCCACCGUCACCGGUCUCAAUCCCGCCGCUGACGCACGUCGCGCCGUGCGCGGUCGUGGCGACUUCCCCAUCCGCGGCUGGCUGGUCGCGUCAGGCUCCUUCGCAGCCGCUGCGCGGUCCACGAGCGCGAUGGCUGCUGCCAUGCCGGGCGCCUUUGCCUUUGCGCACAAUGGUGUCGCAUGGGGCGCUGCCACCGCAACGCUCGACCGCGUUCUCGCUGUCGACGCGCGGACACGCGAGCGGCACUUUCGACCUUGGGGCGACUUGGGGACUUCGCUACGACUGAGUAUUUCAGCUAUCGACGGGCUAUGACACCCGCCUGAGCGUCGGCCGCCGUGACCGCGACACUGAGGAGCUCGACACCGUGCAACCGUGGUCGCGCGAUUUUUCGGUCGAGCGCAGGCGCGGAAGCUCGAGCACCUCCUCGGUGCCUACCUCUGGCAGGAUAGCGGCGAGCGGCGCGUUUUUCGCGCCAAGGGUGCCGUCUACACGACGAGUGGGCUCGCAUGCGCCGGCGCGGAGCUUGAAUCACAAGCCGAGGGCGAUUGAGCUUCGAUGCGCAGUAUUCUCCCAGGUGCUCGUUCAGGGCGUCGGCGACGCGUUCGAGGUCUCGCCGCUCGUCGCCGCAGACACCAUCCCAGCGUCUGUGCUCACGCUCAUCGGCGUCGGCCUGCGGGACGAGCCACUCGGCGAUCGGCUCCGUGCAUGCCUCCCCGACGACGGCUCUCAUUGAGCUCUGCCGACGACGGCGCCCACCGGCGCCCACCAACAAAAUAAGCGGGUCGAGCGGCGCGCUUAAACGAGGGAUUUGACUGGGGUAUGGCAGCGUAGUGGAGAUUAUCCUCGCCGGCGGUGAUCAGGAACAUUGCUGUUUGCCCCACCACGACCGACACUCCGCGUGAGAAGACCUGCCUGGCGUACACCCAAGCCAGCAGAGGUCGCGUGCUAAUGAAGGAGCCUUGUAAUUUGCAUACGCGG